UUUUAUUAAGUACAAAUAAACUGAGAGAAGAAGCAACGAAAUAAAAAAUGAAUUUAAAAACUAAAAGACUUUUGAAAAAGAAGGAUAUAUAGUUAAAUAGAUAUUUCGAUGUAGUUUUUGUUAAUUAUAAAAAAUCUAAACAAUUAUUAAAUUAAGUUAGGGUGUUAAAUAUUAGUAAAGAGAUGAUUUAGAUUUCUAGAAAUUUGAUUAAGGGAUUAGUCAAUAACAGAAAAAAAUAGUUUAUAAGCAGUUUAUAGUAGAAUUAAAAUAUAUUUGCAUUCCAGUUCAAGCAACAUAACGCUUCAAUCUGUUACAAACCAAUUUAUAGCUUUUUUUGGAAUAAAUCGAAUAAAGAAGCUGAAAAUUUAGAUAAAAACAAUACUAAAAACACUGCUGCUGCUGCAUCUGCUAAGCAAGAAAAGAAAGAAGACGAUUAUUUUAACCCUCAAUCAUGGGACAGUUUAGGAUUUUUAAUGGAAUAGUAUAAGGAAGCUAGUAAAAAUAAAAAGCCCCUUCUUCCACCUUAGGAUCCGAAAUAUAGGGGCAAGUUAACAGUAGUUUUAGAAAUGGAUGAAAUCCUCUUCUACACAUUUGUUCCUGAUGAGCACGAAGCUUACAUCAACGCCCCAUUAAAAGAUCAUGAUUACUACUUUGAAUUACCUGAAUAUGACACAUACUUGAGUGUGUAUAAAAGACCUCACUUAGAAGAAUUUUUAAAAUAUUUAAGAGAAAACACCGAACCUAUAUUAUUUACAAAAGGAGUCAAAUCAUAUGCAGAAAAAGUUCUUAAAUUAAUAGAUCCCGAAAAUACAUUCGCUCAUAUCUUGACUAAUGAAGAUUGUGAUAAAAUUGUUUACCCUCCUGAAGAUAUGGAUGAAUAUGUUAAAGAUUUAGAUCGUCUCAACAGAGAUAUGAAGAAAGUAGUAUAUAUUGACAGUUAACCUAUUAGUUUUUGGUCUGCUCCAGAUAACGCCUUACCUGCCUCUUCAUAUUAUGCUGAAUUACAUGAUGAUGACAAUUAAUUAAAGGAAAUAAUAGAUGAGUUGAAAUUUUUAUCUACUUAGGAUGAUGUAAGAACAAUCUUAUCAGAAGAAUUUAAAGUGAGAGAAACUUUGAAGCAAUCAAGAUUCUUGUGAAAACAAAACAAUGCUAAAUCAUUAUUUAUAAGAACCUCUUUACAAAUUUAUCAACUGCAUUGUUCUAUCAAAAUUUAAUAUCCAAAAAUGUAGUGUUACAUUACAGUCUGUAAUCAAUCAUAAGGAUAAUUUAAUUAGAUAACCA
Molecule: messenger RNA, 1281 nt
Organism: Tetrahymena thermophila SB210
Lineage: Eukaryota; Ciliophora; Oligohymenophorea; Hymenostomatida; Tetrahymenidae
Product: NLI interacting factor-like phosphatase
Exons: 4
Molecular function (GO): phosphoprotein phosphatase activity
Source: RefSeq, a predicted model, not a curated record